Helianthus annuus (common sunflower) is the source of this 2482-nucleotide messenger RNA. RefSeq lists its product as uncharacterized. The coding region runs from base 1 to 2445 and encodes 814 amino acids. The record is from RefSeq and is a predicted model, not a curated record. Gene Ontology annotation, molecular function: protein binding. NCBI's taxonomy places the organism in Eukaryota, Viridiplantae, Streptophyta, Magnoliopsida, Asterales, Asteraceae. The transcript has 7 exons.
AUGAGUUCCACACAAACACCAUCCAGUGCUAUUCAAGAGGAAGCUUACCCGUAUCCGUACACCGUAAAUGUUGCCAAUUUUGUCUCUGUGAGGCUCUCGGGCCACGACAACUACCCGUUGUGGCGAAAACAAAUGCUUUGCCUCAUGGAAGGUCAUGACAUGCUUGGGUUCAUCGAGGGCAUACGACCCGAGACUGAAACCAAAAAACAUCAGUGGUGGCGGAGGUCCGACGCCCUAACCCAGGGGUGGAUAUUAGGGUCUCUAAGUGAAGAUGUGCUCACUACCACCAUUAACUUUAAAACUGCCAAAGAUAUUUGGCUACACUUAGAAAAAAGUUAUGGUUCUUCUUUGCCAUCACAGUCUGGAUCAAUUCCGGAGCUGAAAAAAGAAACUAUGAGAUCGACUCCUCCGCAUUGGAACUCUAUGCCGGUACUUCCGGAUCGUAGUGUGUCGCAACAAAUCGAUCUGAAAGGGGAUUCAUUGACGCCAGCCGUGGAACGCAGUUUCAACGGCAGGUUUGGGAAAUCAUUGGUGUUAGAAAGGGCUGUUUCCCCGGAGGAGGGCCUCACAGAGAUUUUGCCAACAAUUCUUCCUUUGGAUUUAGCUCAGAAUACUACUGAUUCCUUACACGAACCAAUGACAUAUCUCCCGUUGUAUAAAGCCGCCCUUAGAGGUGACUGGGAUGCUGCACAAGAAUUUAUAGAUGAAGACGAAGAAGCAUGCACAGCCAAUAUCAACAAAUACGGCUUUACGGCUCUUCAUAUUGCAAUUGGGACAGGAAAACAAGGAAUUAAUUUUGUUGAGAAAUUGGUGGAAAAGUUACCACCUAAUUCUCUUCUAGAAAUGUUAACUUCUUCAGCAAAAUACACACCACUUCAUAUUGCGGCAGUUGUUGGCAACAUUGAAGCGGUUAAAAUCUUGGUGAAUAAAAAUCAAGGAUUGUUAUAUGUUAAAGAUGUGGAUGGAUUACUGCCCAUUCAUCGAGCUCUUAUUAAUUCUCAUAAAGAUACAUUUUUAUAUCUAUUGGUUGUCACGAAAGACAAUGAAUAUCCUUUUACAUUCACCGGAUACAUGGGUGUGACACUUCUGUCUAAUGUUAUUUUUGCAGGAUAUUUUGAUAUUGCACUUGGUUUAGUCACUCGAUAUCCUGAAUUAGCUAGAACGCUACCAAAUGAUGAUGUUGAUGCUCCUUUAAUGGCGAUAGCAAGAAAAGCAGAUGCGUUCAAGAGUGGAUGUCCCCUCAAUUUCUUUGAUAGUUUAAUCUAUAAACAUGUUCCUUUGAAGUUGGAGAGCCCCAACUCAAACAAAAAAGAGGGGAAGAUGAACUUAUUAACUUCAGUUCUUCAAGAGAUCAAUCUUGUUGUCUGGAAGGUUUUGGGUAGGUUCGUGCCACAUAUUACACACAUUCAGAAGCUAAAGCUGAACCAUCAUCAAGCUCUUACACUCGUGAAAUGUUUAUGCCAAGAAAUCAGUGCAUUAAAUCUUCCAUCAAAUAGUGACUAUUAUUCUAAUCCAAUUGUUGAGGCAUCAACCAAUGGUGCUUAUGAGGUUCUUCAAGAAAUAGCAGAAAUAGCUGACACAUUUCCUCAAGCAAUUUGGUAUGCUGAUAAGAGUAAGCAUUACAUGAUCCAGUUGGCAAUCCUUCAUCGAUGUGAAAAGGUUUACAAUUUGACUUAUCAAAUGAGCGAUCAUAAGCAUUUUCACAAGACUCUUAAGGAUAAUGACCAUAAUAAUCUCUUGCACUUGGCGGGAAAACUGGCACCUCAACAGAAACUCAAUCUUGUUUCUGGUGCAGCAUUACAAAUGCAACGCGAAUUACAGUGGUUUAAGGAGAUAGAGACGUUCGUGCAUCCAAAGUACAAAACCGAAAGGAACAAAGACAAUGAGACACCUGAGAUGUUAUUUCGCAAGGAACAUAAAAAACUAGUGAGAGACGGUGAAGAAUGGAUGAAAAAAACAGCCGAUUCAUACACAAUAACAGCAGGCCUCAUAACCACAAUGGUUUUUGCAGCAGCCAUUACAGUACCAGGUGGCAACAAUGGCGAUACAGGCCACCCUAUUUAUGCAAAAACACUAUCUUUCCUAAUAUUUGCUAUUGCAGAUGCAAUCUCCUUAUUCACAUCCACCACCUCGUUGUUAUUAUUUUUGUCAAUCCUAACAGCCCGUUAUGCAGAACAAGAUUUUCUUCACACGUUACCUUCAAGAUUGAUUAUGGGCCUGGCGACAUUGUUCUUGUCUACAACCUCAAUGAUGAUUGCUUUUGGUGCAUCGUUGUAUCUUUUAUUUGGGCAAGGGAAAGAUUGGAUUUUGAUUCCGAUAGCGGUAUUAUCUUGUUUACCGAUUACUUGUUUUGUGACAUUACAAUUUCCACUUCUUGUAGAGUUAAUAUCAUGUACGUAUGGUCGAGGACUUUUUGGUAAGCAAAGCGAUCGGCCGUUUUAUUGAGUGUUAUCAUAUAAAAUUUUAUGAAAUUUAGAGAACA